Messenger RNA from Humulus lupulus (European hop), 2482 nucleotides. RefSeq names its product wall-associated receptor kinase 2-like. Gene Ontology annotation, molecular function: calcium ion binding; ATP binding; protein serine/threonine kinase activity. NCBI's taxonomy places the organism in Eukaryota, Viridiplantae, Streptophyta, Magnoliopsida, Rosales, Cannabaceae. Gene Ontology annotation, biological process: protein phosphorylation; cell surface receptor signaling pathway. The transcript has 3 exons. Gene Ontology annotation, cellular component: plasma membrane. The record is from RefSeq and is a predicted model, not a curated record. Bases 347 to 2269 code for a protein of 640 amino acids.
UACCUUUUCUUGUUCUCACCUAGCCCAAAGCGGAGUAGAGACAAUUCUAUUAACAUUUAUUUUCAUUCAGUCUUUUGUUUUGAGAUAAUUUAUGGGGUUAAGAAAGAUGUUAACCCAAUUCGCAAUGAAGAUAGCUAUUGCCAUCAUCAUCAUAGCGUUUUGCAGCAAUAGCCAAACUCCUAGCAGCUGCCUUGACCGGUGUGGUGAUGUUGAAAUACCGUUCCCGUUCGGCAGUGGCGAAAAUUGUUACUUGGAACCCAAGUAUUUGAUCACAUGCAACGGUUCCACAGCACACCUCACUGGCUCCUCUAUCAUCGUCAAAAACAUAUCCCUUUGAGAUGGUGAGAUGGGUAUUAUGCAGUUCGUGGCCAGAGAUUGUUACAGUGAGAAAGGGGUGCCAGAGCUCAUCAACCCUUCUAACUCCCUCUGGUUGUCCGAUUUCACUAUCUCUGCCACCAAAAACAAGUUCAUCGCAUUAGGUUGCGACACUUACGCCACCAUCGUCGCCUACCGCGGCAACAGAAAGUACACAACUGGCUGCAUAUCGUCGUGUGACCAAAUCGACGAGAACCAGUUGCGCAAGUCUUGCACGGGCGUGGUCGGGUGUUGUGAAACCCCCAUAACAAGUGGACUAAAAAACUUCACUGUUUGGUUGUCUAGUUUCUACAAUCAUUCUUAUGUUUGGGAUUUCAAUCCAUGUAGCUACGCCUUUGUGGUGGAUGAAUCCAAGUUCAAUUUUUCAAGUUUCCAAGAAUUGAGGACUACUGAACGGCUUCCUUUGGUUCUUGAUUGGUCCAUUGGCGUUGCUCCUUGCCGUGAAGCUGAGAAGCUAGAGAAUUACACUUGCAAAGGGAAUAGCAAGUGUGUCAACUCAAAUAAUGGGAUUGGCUAUCUUUGCCAGUGCUUGGAAGGUUACCAUGGAAAUCCUUACCUCCCAGAUGGUUGCCAAGAUAUUGACGAAUGCAAGAGUAUGAUAAAUCCCUGUAACAAUGGAGAAUGUCGAAAUGUACGUGGAAGUUGGAUAUGCGAAUGUCCGAAAGGGUUUUUGCUUAAUGCUACUAGGACGGGUUGCGACGAAGACUUCGAACAAUCUCACAACAAGAGGACUCUAAUUCUAUAUGCUGCACUUGGUACAACAGUUGGGCUCUUAGUUUUGUUGACAGCAAUUUUCUUAGUAUGGUGGAAAGUGAAGAAAAGAGAAUUGACAAAUCUCAGAGAGAAGUUUUUUAGAAAAAAUGGUGGGUUGAUACUACAACAACAAUUAUCUGCUCAACUAAAUCAAGAAGAAUCUCAAUCAACAAAAGUCUUUUCUGAGGAAGAACUUCAAAGGGCCACAAAUAAUUUUCAUGAGGAUAGAAUUGUUGGAAAAGGAGGAUAUGGAAUAGUUUACAAAGGGAUAUUGCCAAAUAACAAAGUGGUUGCCAUAAAGAAGUCCAAGCUUGGUGUUCAAACUGAAACUGAGCAAUUUAUUAAUGAGGUGACAGUUCUUUUGCAAAUCAGCCAUAGAAAUGUGGUUCGGCUAUUAGGUUGUUGUUUGGAGACAGAAACACCUUUGCUUGUUUAUGAUUUUGUGGGUAAUGGGACUUUGUCCCAUCAUAUUCACGAGAAAUGUCAUGAGUCUCCACUUUCAUGGGACCUGCGAAUUAAGAUCGCUGAAGAAAUAGCCAGAGUACUUGCAUACUUGCACUCUGAAUGUUCUACACCAAUUAUACAUAGGGAUGUUAAGACAACAAAUAUACUAUUAGAUGAAAAUUACAUAGCAAAAGUAUCUGAUUUUGGAGCUUCUAGACUUAUUCCUUUAAACAAAAGUGAGCUUACAACCUUGGUGCAAGGUACACUGGGAUACUUGGAUCCAGAAUACUUUCAAACAGGCCAAUUGACUGAUAAAAGUGAUGUUUAUAGUUUUGGAGUUGUUUUAGCUGAGCUACUUACUGGCAAAAAAGCAGUAUCUUUUGCUAGAGUUGAGAAUGAAAGAAACCUAGCAAUGCUCUUUCUAAAUUCAAUGCAAGAGGAUUUUUUGCUUGAGAUUCUUGACAAAAAUAUUGUUAAGGAAGGGAGGAUUGAAAUAAUAAAGGAAGUUGCCAAACUUGCAUCAAUGUGUUUAAGAGUGAAAGGGCAAGAAAGACCUACCAUGAAAGAAGUGGCUUUGGAGCUAGAGGGAUUGAGAAUCAUGGAAAAGCACCCGUGGAGAGAAGCUCAUAAUUUGUGUCAAGAAGAGAGUGAGUACUUGCUUGGAGCCACAACGACAAUAAAUACUUUCGAAAUUUAAUUUGGUGGUCAAAUUGGUUCUAAUAGUACAACAAGUACUAGAUGUAACAACUCCACAAGUCAGAUUUUGAUUCCAUACAAUGAUGGACGUUAGUUGAUAAUAUCCUUUGUAUUGUCAGCUAGUUAGUUUUACGCCCUAAAUUUUUAUGCUUAGUUAAAAGGAAAAAUAUAUACAAAAUAAGAGCUUGUAGGAAUCCUGAAAAAGUUCUAAUCA